Messenger RNA from Gossypium raimondii (Peruvian cotton), 4654 nucleotides. RefSeq lists its product as uncharacterized. The record is from RefSeq and is a predicted model, not a curated record. The transcript is spliced from 4 exons. Lineage: Eukaryota; Viridiplantae; Streptophyta; Magnoliopsida; Malvales; Malvaceae. Bases 137 to 1387 code for a protein of 416 amino acids.
UACAUUACUUACAUAACUUACAUAAUACAUAAAAAUAUAUCAUAUCACAAAUUUCUAUAAUCCAUUUAUGGUUAUAACUGGUGUUUUAACUUACCCGUGCAAAUUAUUGUCAACGUCAGACUUCAAGAAUUAAGAAAUGGACCGGUCUUGGAUGAAUUUGUCAAGGGUUAGCAACGAUUAUCGAAAUGGAGUACAGUAUUUUCCAAAUUUUGCAUUUCAAUAUGCAAGCCAAGAGAACAUGAUUCUUUGCCCGUGUAAGAAGUGUGUCAACAUAAACUGGCAUUAUCGUGAGGUUGUAUACGAGCAUCUAAUUGUGGAUGUGUUUGUUCGGGGUUAUAAACAAUGGUUCUUUCAUGGUGAAUGCCCGCCUAGUACUUCUUCUUCAACGAUGGAUGUAUCUUACUCUGGUACUGCUUACCAUCAGUCUGAUAGAGGGGAUGACAUGGAAGGUAUGUUGCGGGAUGCAUUUAAUAUGCACAAUCAUGGUGUCCAGUCAUUCCCAGCAGACUUUGUGGCUUCUGAUGAUUGUAAAAUUGGGAGAAAUGCUUUUACCGAACUGGGAAAUAGUGUACCUCAUGAAGAGCCGAAUGAAGAAGCGGCGAAGUUCUACGCGCUACUUAAUGACAUGAACGAAGAACUGUAUGAGGGAUCAAAAUUUUCAAAAAUGUCUUUCUGUGUUCGUCUUUUUCAAUUAAAAUGUUUGGGAGGGUGGAUCAGAAACUCUUUGACAAUGCUGUUAGAGUUCUUGAGAGAAAUGUUUCUGUUUGCAAAAAUCCCUCAGUCAUGCAAAGAUAUGAAGAAAAUGAUAAAAGAUUUAGGCCUUGGGUACAACAAAAUCCAUAGUUGCCCAAAUGACUGCAUGUUGUAUUGGGGCGAUCGGAGAAACCAACAGUGUUGUCAUGUAUGUGGCCACUCCCGUUGGAUAAGUAAAAACGCAGAAGAUGGGAACGACGAUGAAAAUGAUGCACAGUCAAGAAAGAAGCCAGUCAAGAUUUUACGGUAUUUUCCGCUGAUACCGAGGCUUCAAAGGCUUUUUAUGUCGUUGAAGACAGCGGAGUCUAUGACGUGGCACCAUGAUGGACGAACCGAUGAUGGAUUAUUAAGGCAUCUGACAGAUUCUUUAGCUUGGAAAUCAUUUGACAAUAAAUUUCCAAGCUUUUCAAGUGAUCCUAGGAGUGUGAGGCUUGGGCUAGCAUCUGAUGGAUUUAAUCCUUUCAAGAUCAUGAGUACUGCGUACAGCACUUGGCCAGUAGUGCUUGUUCCUUACAAUCUGCCUCCGUGGAUUUGCAUGAAGCAAUCUUCCCUUAUCUUAUCUAUGAUUAUCCCUGGGGAGAAAGGGCCGGGAAUGAUAUCGACAUUUAUUUAUAGCCACUUAUUAAAGAGUUAAAACAAUUAUGGGCUGGGGUCGAGACAUACGAUGUGCUGAGAAAAGAGAACUUUAAUUUACGUGCAGCUUUGAUGUGGACCAUUAAUGACUUUCCCGCUUAUGCCAAUUUAUCCGGUUGGAGUACCAAGGGUCGUUAUGCGUGUCCUUGUUGUGCUGCACAAACAUGUUCACAAUGGUUGUACAAUGGGAAGAAGUUCUCUUACAUGGGGCAUCGUCGGUGGUUACCGGAAAAUUAUAGAUUUAGAUUUCAGAGUUCUGUAUUUGACAGCACUGAAGAGUUCAGAGAAGCUCCUUCGCAGACCAGUGGCUCUGAAAUCUUGUUCAUGUUGGAAAAUAUGAAUUUCAUUUAUGGGAAGAUGAACCAACCGCCAAACACGCAAAGAAACAGAAGAUCAAAUGAUGAAGCUGAUGAUGACUCCGACGAAGAGGACGAUCCUAAUGAGGCAGAGUUGUGGAAAAAAAGAAGUAUUUUUUUUAGUUGUCUUAUUGGGAACAUCACCUUUUACGACACAAUCUUGAUGUUAUGCUUAUUGAGAAAAAUGUCUGCGAGAACAUUGUGGGUACAAUUUUGAAUGUCGACGGAAAAUCAAAAGACAAUCUGCAGAGUCGACUUGAUUUAGUCCAAAUGGGAAUUCGACCUGAUCUUCAUCUCAAUCCACUUCCGAAUGGGAAAUGUCGGUUGCCGCCUUCUAUUUUCUCAAUGUCCAAGAUGGAGAAAGAACUGUUUUGCAUGGUGCUGAAGGAUAUAAAGGCUCCAGAUGCAUAUGCAUCAAAUAUAUCUCGAUGUGUUAGUGUUAAAGAUCGAAGAUUAUAUUCGCUAAAAUCACAUGACUAUCACAUCUUAAUGCAAGAUUUACUGCCAGUUGCUCUACGAUGUUGUAUGUCCAAGAAGGUGACGUCUUGUAUAAUUGAACUAUCCAAUAUAAUGAAAGCCAUUUGUGGCAAAGUUUUGGAUGUUCAAGAACUUCAGAAGGCACAGGAUCGAGCCGUUUUGACUUUAUUUAACAUGGAGAAAAUCUUCCCACCUUCCUUCUUUACCAUUAUGGUUCACUUGAUAAUCCAUCUCCCGCACGAAGCAAUUCUUGGCGGACCCGUUUUCUAUCGAUGGAUGUAUCCCAUAGAAAGGUGUUAAUUAAAAUUUUUAAAAUUUUCCUUCAUUCACCUCUAUGCCUUUAGUUACAACUUUUGAUAAUGUUGUAUAUUGUGUUUAGGUUGCUAUUCAAAUUAAAGUCUUACUGCCGCAACAAGCGAUAUCCAGAAGGAUCGAUUGCUGAAGGCUACUUGGCAGAGGAAUGUAUGACCUUCUGCUCAAGAUAUUUGGAAGAUGUUGAAACAAGGUUGAACAGACCAAAUAGGAAUGCUGGACUCGCGGACCAUAACUUAGCCGAUACUUAUUUGUUCCAAAGUUUUGAAGAACCAAUCGGCAAAGUUGAAAUUGCAGAAUUAGAUCAUUUAUCGUGGGUACAAGCACAUCGAUAUGUUCUGUUUCACCACGAAUCAUUGGAAUCUUUACGGAAGUAAGUUCUACAAAUUUGAUAAAUAUUUAUCAAACUAAUAAUUGUCUAUCUUCUAACAAAAUGAACAUUUUUUUAACACAGUGAGUACAAACAAAUAUUGAGAUCUCGUUUGCGCUCUCGAAGAAUACAACAUCGAGAUAUCAAUAAGUUGUUUACAGAAUCUUUUUAUGAAUGGUUAAGCCAAACGGUAUGCAGUUGGAGCUUCCGCUUACAAAUAAUAAUGUUUUUUCAUAACAUUUUUAAUUACUCAGUUUACUUUCCAUUCAAUAGGUUUGGAGUGGGAAGAACGUAGACGACGAAGUUAAAUGGCUCUCCCAAGGUCCAAAUCGAGUGGUUAAAAGAUAUAGUGUGUUCCUCAUCAACGGAUUCAGAUUUCAUACAAAAUAUUGCGAGAGGUUGAGGAGAACACAAAAUUGUGGAAUAGUUGUUAAUCCUGCAAUUACAAAUUAUGCUAGUGCUAGGGACAAUAAUCCUGUCGAGGGAAAUGUGGAAUAUUUCGGACAUCUUACUGACAUAAUUGAGUUGGAUUACUAUGGAAAAUGGAAAGUUGUCUUAUUUCGAGGUGAUUGGGCCGAUAUUAAUACAACUCGUGGAAUUAAGCAAGAUCAAUUUGGUUUUACAAUGGUGAACUUUGACCGAUUGAUUCACACAGGACAACAACUGAUAGAUGAGCCGUAUGUAUUCUCAUCACAAGUCAAACAAGUUUUUUACUCAAAAGAUCCAACUGAUGAGGGUUGGUACGUUGUACUCCGUAACAUCCCUAGAGACUUGUUUGACAUGGGCAGUGGAAGUAGAGAUAACAUCGACGACAAAUCAAAAACUUUGCCCUUUCCAGAACAAAACUUAAACGAUAAUACCCCUAGUACUAGUGCACAAUUUCAAUGGGUUCGUCAGGAUACGGAUGAAGAUAUUUACGAAUAAUGAUGUAGUAAGAUUUUACGAUUGUUUAAUUAUAUGUAAUAUCAUAAUUUAAAUCUUGGUCUUAUUAUAUAUUUCAACUAUUUUAUAUGUGCUGUUAUUGUUGUAAUUAGUUAUUAAGUUUACUUACAUUUUAUGUGUAUUGCAGAUAAAAUGCCUAGAAUAAAAAUUCUAAGGGAAAGCAUUAUUCAAAAUGAUCCAAACUCGACAGAAACAAAUAGUACUGAACAACAAACAGCAAUUGGAUCUUCGAAUGUUUCGAUUACACCUGAGGAUCCUACGGAAGUUCAAAUUGAAAAUGGUGGGACGCGCAGAGGUCGAGGACGUACGCUACUUAGAGAGUUAUACGAGUUAGAUCCACUCGAGCGUGUCAAGGUAUGCAGAAACAGUUUUGGUCAGCCUAUUGGAUCAGAAGCUCGACUUUUAGCAGGAUACAUGGGCAUUUUAGCAUGAAAUGCGAAUAUGUUGCCUAUCAACUACGAGUCAUGGCGUCAAAUGCCCGAUAGCAACAAAAACCAAACCCUCGAUAAUAUUAAGGCGAGGUUUGCUUUAGAGGUCUCGGAUGCUUAUGUAAAGAAGGCAUUGGGAAAAAUAUGGAGAGACCACAAAAGUAUUUUGAAGAAAAAAUAUUAUAAGACAAAAACAACCCUCGAUGAGAAAUUGCAAAAUGUCUCGCAGGGUAUGUUGAGGUACCAAUGGGAAGAUGCGGUUAGAUUUUGGCAUUCGAAGAAAGGCGAGGAUCGUGAACGAGUUGGAAAAAGUAGCCGGCAGUAACAAAAAUUCACUCACACAGCCGAGUAGAGAAGUUUUGCAUGUGUAGCUGAGGCGGAGG